This is a messenger RNA of Phragmites australis (common reed), 3875 nucleotides long. RefSeq lists its product as uncharacterized. The transcript is spliced from 8 exons. NCBI's taxonomy places the organism in Eukaryota, Viridiplantae, Streptophyta, Magnoliopsida, Poales, Poaceae. The record is from RefSeq and is a predicted model, not a curated record. The coding region runs from base 234 to 3677 and encodes 1147 amino acids.
UUUGUUUUGGUAUUUUGUUUUUUACCCCAUCGCACCACCACAUCCUGAGCUCAUCUCAUCGCCUGCCUCCCCUCCCAAUUCUUCUUCUUCUAGCAAACCCUCCCUCCUUCCUCCCCCAUCUCAGAUCCCCCUCCCCUCCCCUCCCCUCCCCAGCUCAACCCUCGCCGAUGGCCCGCCGCUGAGCGACCACCACCACGACCUCCGACCGCCCGACCACCGACCAGGCGCCCGCGAUGGUCGCGGAGGCGCCGCCGUCCUCGGCGAUCUGGUCGCGCCGCCGCGACGACAUCACCUUCGACCGCCUCCACAAGUUUUGGAGUGCCCUGUCGCCUCACGCACGGAAUGCGCUGCUCAGACUUGAUAAACAGACGCUCAUCGAACAUGCUCGGAAGAACCUAUACUGUUCAAGGUGCAAUGGGCUGCUCUUAGAAAGUUUCACACAAAUAGUCAUGUAUGGGAAGUCACUGCAUCAAGAAGGUUCAGGUGAACCAAGGAUUCAGGAAGUUGAAGCAGAUGAAAUUCAGGACCCAUCAGUUCAUCCUUGGGGAGGCCUUUCAACUACAAAGGAUGGCAUCCUAACUCUUCUUGACUGCUUCAUCAAUGCAAAGUCUAUUCAUGUAAUCCAGAAUGUCUUUGACAAUGCACGAGCGAGGGAACGUGAACGUGAAAUGCUUUACCCUGAUGCAUGUGGUGGGGGUGGCAGAGGAUGGAUUAGCCCAGUGAUACCUAACUAUGGCAGGGGGCAUGGAACGCGAGACACAUGUGCUUUGCACACUGCACGCCUUUCUUGUGAUACUCUUGUAGAUUUCUGGUCGGCACUGAGUGAAGAAACUAGAUCAUCUCUCUUAAGGAUGAAGGAAGAGGACUUCAUUGAAAGGCUCAUGCAUAGGUUCGAUAGCAAGAGGUUUUGCAGAGACUGCAGAAGGAAUGUUAUUCGUGAAUUCAAGGAGCUGAAGGAACUAAAGCGCAUGCGAAAGGAACCUCGCUGCACUAGUUGGUUCUGUGUUGCAGAUACAGCUUUCAAGUGUGAGGUGUUCGAGGAUGCUGUUGUUGUUGAUUGGCAGCAAUCUUUAUUGGAGCAAGAUGGAUCUUACCAUCAUUUUGAGUGGGCUGUUGGAACAGAUGAAGGAAAAUCUGAUAUUCUAGACUUCGAAGAUGUGGGAAUGAAUGGGCAAGUCCACAGGAAUGGCAUCGAUCUUGAUCAGUUUGAAGACUAUUUUGUGACACUGAGAGCAUGGAGGCUGGAUGGCCGCUGCACAGAGUUCUGUGUGAAGGCCCAUGCCUUGAAGGGCCAAUCAUGUGUUCACCGCAGGCUGAUUGUGGGGGACGGGUUUGUGACAAUUACCAAAGGUGAAAGUAUUAGAAGUUUCUUUGAGCAUGCUGAAGAAGCCGAGGAAGAGGAUGAGGAGGAUGCAAUGGACAGAGACGGGAAUGACCCUGAUGGUGAUGCUGCUCAUCCACAGAAGCAUGCAAAGAGCCCUGAACUUGCAAGAGAAUUUCUCCUGGAUGCUGCUGCAGUGAUCUUCAAAGAACAGGUUGAGAAGGCUUUCAGAGAAGGCACAGCCCGGCAAAAUGCGCAUAGUGUUUUCGUGUCCCUUGCACUAAAACUGUUGGAAGAACGAGUUCAUGUUGCCUGCAAGGAAAUAAUUACAUUGGAAAAGCAGACAAAGCUUCUUGAGGAAGAAGAGAGAGAAAAGCGCGAAGAAGAAGAGCGCAGGGAGAGGAGAAGAGCAAAAGAGAGAGAAAAGAAGCAUAGAAGAAAAGAGAGGCUGAAGGGAAAGGACAGAGAUAAGGAAAAAACACUAGUUCAAUCAAAAGUUUCAGACGAUAUUUCACUAUCGUCUCUGAGCAACUCAACAGUAGAAACUAAUAAUCAGUCACAAGAUGUUCUAGACUCUAGCGAAGAGGAAUAUAAUGCUGUGGUCAGGGAACAUUACUCUCCUGAUACCUCUGUGGAUCAAUCAUCAAGCAAGGAAACUGAUGAACAGAGCAAUGAGCAUGAAUGCAAUGCAACAUCAGAAUUUGUUCCCACAGAUUGCAAUGGCUCACUCUUAUGUGAGGAGUCCAAAUCAUCAAGAUUUAGAAGAGAUUUCCCUCAAGAACAAGACCCCAGUUGUUGGAAUGAAGAUUGCCGGUAUGACACUGGGGACACAGGAGAUAUUCAGCGGCAGUCAAGGGAAAGGACAAUGAAUCCCGCUAGAGGCUACAACACCGUAUUCAGUGCAAAUAACCGGGCAAGGGAUCGGUACAACCCCUGCAGUUGUGGCAAUCAGGAAGACUACAGAUAUUUUUCCACAACAGCUAGGCCAAGUAGGGAGAUGAAGAUGGCCAGGAAAACCGUGGUUGAGAAGCCCAGGUUGCAGUACCGCAGGUGCUAUCCAUUGGAUAGCUUCAUAGUGUCAAAAGGAGGCCGUGUUGGUGGUAACAAGAAUGCAGGUCCAAAGAAAGUAUGGGAGCCAAUGGAUUCUAGAAAGAAAGCGAGCUUAGGGAAUGCAAAUAAUGCUGCUGUGUCAGCUGAUGAUGCUGAUCGGUCCAGUGAAGUGGAAUGCUCAAAGGAUGUCAAUGAAUGUCAAAAUCUUGAGACGGGGUGUGAACCACUUGCUGAGGUUUGUUCUAAGGGAUCUGAGGAAGCUUGUAAGUCAGACACAGAUCAGCCAUGCAAAGAAAGUGAGAAGAAUCAAGCUGCUUGCAAUAGUGGACCUCAUGUAGUGGACAACCCAGACUGCUGCUUGACUAAGGAUGCUGGUCGGACGGCAAACUUAACCAGUUCGGGCAGCUCUUCAUGCCUAAGUGAGGGAGACAGAGACAGCAGCAUGAGCAGCAUGACCUCACUGAGUGCUCAGAACGCUGAAUCUUCAUCGACAUCUGAUUCAGAAGAAUCUUCUGAAAGGAACAAUAGCAGCCCAGGUGAUCCAGCAACAAAGAGUGCUUCCCGUUCAUUACUUGAGAUGUGUGCAGGAAAUGGUUUCAGAGAAUACCAACCGAAAAGCAUUCACCCUCCUGAUGGCAAUCAGUUUGGGUUCAGUGUGGCCCCUUUCCAGGAUCAGCUGUUGCAUCACCAAAAGGUGCAUGCACCACCGUAUUCGCCAACAUUCAUGGGGUUCCACAAUCAUCCCUUGCCAGUUCCAACAAAUGGAUACAUACCAUAUCCUCAGCCUGGCCACUUCUACCCUAGCCCUGUGGCCCCUGUUGGAUAUGGAGUAGCUGGGAACCAGUGUGUCGACUUCCCAAUGCAUUACAGCAAUAAUAUCCAUCCUUACUCAGGUCCUGAAUUUGGUUUUAUGCCUUCGCAGCCAAUCCACAAGGCUCAGGUGAACUUUCAUGCCGUACCACCAGCCCCGCUGUGUAGAAAUGGGGCACCGGUGGUCAUAACGCCAGACAUGCAGCAGAGCCAUGCCCUACCUCCUAAACUAAAUCAGGCAGUGCCACAGAAUGGCUGUGCAGAAGACAGCACCAAACAGAAAGAUGAUGACUGCACACCAUUCUCCCUGUUCCAAUUCAACCUACCAAUAGCCCCUCCUGCCCUGGCAACAUCCAAAGAAGAGCAGAGCGGCGGAGCAUUGGCAUCAAGGCCACCGCCGGUUGCACCAGCCCAGUCCUGCUCAAGGGAGGAGACAAACAUCAAGGAGUAUAACCUGUUCUCCGGGUGUAACGGAGUCGUAUUUCCGUUCGAGUAGACAAGAAAGUCAGCAGCUAUUCAAUACAGCAAUACUUGGCGAGUGAUUUGUAUUCCCCGAAAAACAGAAUAAGUUAGGUCGAGGUUUUUACUGUGUUCCCCUCGAAUAUUUAUUUCCCUUCUUUUGAUUUGCUUUGCUUCCCCUGUGUGUAUGGAAACCGGAAAGAUAGUGAGUGGUAUAGAGUCUGCAGUUUUGACA